This is a messenger RNA of Ostrinia nubilalis (European corn borer), 1147 nucleotides long. Its product is annotated as nuclear speckle splicing regulatory protein 1-like. Lineage: Eukaryota; Metazoa; Arthropoda; Insecta; Lepidoptera; Crambidae. The transcript is spliced from 3 exons. The record is from RefSeq and is a predicted model, not a curated record. The coding region runs from base 1 to 1128 and encodes 375 amino acids.
AUGGCUCUAAUUGCCCUACAGUUCAUCAGUUCAACAAAGGCAGACAACUCUGGAGUCCUCGCCCGACUCCUGAAGAAAACCGAUAAAAAUCGUCCAGUGGUUUUGGUUUUAGGCAAUUCAGGUCGGAAUGAUAAGGUCCUAUCUAGAGAAGAUAGGCAUGACCAUAGCAAUCAUGGGAAGUCUGUACCAUACGAGUAUCUGAAGAAAUUGUUACAGGACGAUUCACAUGAGCUGCAUCACUCAAGAGACCAUAAGCAUCAUGAUAGAAAAGACAGAGACAACUACUAUAGACCCAGAUCUUACGAUAGAAAAUACAGAAACAGGUAUAGAUACAAUGACAAAAGAGACCGAAAAGAUAGAAACAGAAUCGAAAGGUACAGAGAAAGAAGUGACCGAUACCGACAGGAUGAUAGAAGGGAAAGGUCCAGGGAUAGAGAAGAUAGAUACAGAGAGUCAGAUAGGUAUACAUACUACAGAGAACGCCCACGGCUGAGGACGCAGGAUCAAGAUCAAGAUAAGAGAGUCCAGGAUCAAGAUAAGAGAGACCAGGAUCAGGAUAGAAGAGACCAAGAUCGGAGAGACCAGGAUAGGAGAGACCAAGACCGUAGAGACCAGGAUCAGGAUAGGAGAGAUCAAGAUCGCAGAGACCAGGAUCAGGAUAGGAGAGAUCAAGACCGGAGAGACCAGGAUCAGGAUAGGAGAGAUCAAGAUAGAAGAGAUCAAGACAGGAGAGACCAAGAUAGGAGAGACCAGGAUAGGAGAGACCAAGAUAGGAGAGACCAAGAUAGGAAAGAUCAAGAUAGGAGAGACCGAGUAGGCCAAGACAGAGUUGAUCCUCCAAGUGGAGGCAGUGCCAGUGCUCAGAUCCCAAUCGUCAAAAGUUUGCUAAGAUCUCUGAAUUGCAAUGCUAGAGAUGAAUGCGAAGAAACCUGCAAUAAUUAUCCUCCAAAGAGAAAGGACGAUUGUGAGGACCAGUGCGAGCAAAGGUACGAGUGUGAGGAAGAGGAUGAUUACGAAGACCCUUGCGAUGAUUGCAACGAGAACUCUGACUGUGGACGUCCAUCAUGCACAGGCAGUACCAGAGGUAUCACGCUGGUUACUGAAAAACCUGGAUGUAGUAGAUGUUAAAUAAACAUUUGCAAAUUAA